AUGGCGUGGAGUCCAAUGUGCCUCUACACUUGGCACGUCUUCUGGUUCUUCUGCCACAGUCUCAUCGCUUGCCACAGUCUUCCGACCAACAUCGCUUGCACCUUUGAAUCGACCGAUUGGUGUGGCUGGUAUUUUCCGAGCGGUUAUUGGUCUACGCCGAUGUAUUGGUAUCGCCGGUCUGGCUCCACGCCAUCGUCCGGUACUGGGCCAAGUGGGGCAAAGGAAGGGUCAUAUUAUCUCUAUGUGGAGGCUUCAGGAUCCGACAACAACCCUUACAAGGAGUCGGGAUCAUCCUCCUCAUCCUCAACGGCUACAGCUGGGGAUGCACACCUUCGACACUUGUUGAAGGAUGUCGUAGAAGCCAACAACCUCAAGAUGAGCAAGGAGGUGGCAGAUGCAAUUGCUCCCAACCCCAUGGAAGAGCUGAAAGUAAUGCAGAAAGAUCUCAACGAUCGUCGAAAGCUGGUACAAAAACUGGAAAAGGUGAGGGUAGCCAAGACCAAGAGAGAAGAAGCCUUCAAAGCCUUUGUGACAUAUAUGGAACAGCACAGGGCAGAAGAAGAGAAGGCCUACGAGAAGGAGAUGGGCGAGCUGAUGUCCGAGAUCAAGACCUUGGAGUUGGCGAUCUCGGAAGCCAAAGAAGACGGAGAUAUGCCGGUAGAGCGUCUAUCGGUGGAAGAAGAGCUUCGAAGACAGAACGAAGACUCACAAGAAGCUCAACGAGAGACCCAUCUACAGUUGAUGAGAUUGCAACAGCAGUUUCAAGCCUCUGCCUUAGCUCAGACAGCACUUCCAGCAACGGAGGUGACUCGCGAAGACUGGAGUGACGAAUGCGUGUAUUCCUUUCGGGAUAUCAGUGAUGCUUGGAAUGAGUCUGGCACAGCUUGCAGCAUUUUUGUUUGCGCGGCGGGUUCGUUUCUCAAUACGGUCUUCAAGGGCCCGCGUCCAGUGAGAUCAGCAGAAGAGCUUUGGGGAAGAUUUGACUUCACCAAGAAGGAGAGUCUUCAGGUCUUAGUUGGCAAUACGUUGCUCACAUUUGCCCUGCUUAUUUGCUUCCUCCAAGCACGACUAGGUCUUUUCUCCUUUUUGGAGCAUCUGGAAGAGCCACAGCGAUACCGAAGGGGCGUGGAUCACGCAGCGUCCAUUUGGCGCCUUGCCGUCCUUCAAUGGUUUCGCCAGACUGGGCUUUUCUGUGAACUGGCGGUUGAACAGGGCCACUACGGUGCCAAGAGUGCAAAACCGACGCGACUCCUGCUUAGCGGCAUCAAAGAAGAGAAGGCUGCAGAGAUAGCCCAACGGGCCAAAAGUGCCCCAUGA
Messenger RNA from Durusdinium trenchii, 1317 nucleotides. Lineage: Eukaryota; Dinophyceae; Suessiales; Symbiodiniaceae. The record is from the annotation of a GenBank genome assembly.